UUGUAGGAUUCUCCUUCUCUUUUCCUCCCCUACUUUUCUUUUCCUUCUCCAUUCUCUCCCGAGCCUUCCACCACACAACUCAGAAGGCAAUGGGGCUUUCUACAUGCGGGCCGAGGCCAGCCCGUCUGGCCAGUGAGGAGCAGCGAUGACAGUGACCUACUCACGCACGGUUGCUGACGCUCGUCUUGGAACAUUCUCCGCUCUGCUUCUGCGGUGGAAGGGUAGCAUCUACAAGUUGCUGUACAAGGAGCUGAUCAUCUUCAUCGUCCUGUACUCGUCCUUCAGUGUCCUUUACAGGUUUGUGUUGAGCGAUGACCAGAGGAGGCUGUUUGAGAAGCUGUCUAUAUACUGUGAUCGCUAUGCAGAGCUUAUUCCUGUCUCCUUCGUACUGGGGUUCUAUGUGACGUUGGUAGUGUCUCGCUGGUGGGGCCAGUUUGAGAGUGUACCCUGGCCAGACCGCCUAUCAGCAUUGGUGGGCGGCCAUGUCUGUGGGACUGAUGAGACUGCAAGGCUAACGCGCCGCACGCUCAUGCGCUACGCUAACCUCUCCGGUGUGCUCAUCUAUCGCUCGGUCAGCACUGCUGUCUACAAAAGGUUCCCCACCAUGGAGCACCUGGUGCAAGCAGGCUUGAUGACAGCGGAGGAACUGAGGCAACUGGAGGAUUUGCCGUCUCCUCAUAAUAAGUUCUGGGUUCCCUGCAUGUGGUUUGUCAACCUGGCUCUGAGGGCUCGGACCGAGGGCCGCAUCAACAAUGACGUGGCACUCUCUUCUAUCUUCACAGAGCUGAACAGUUUGCGGACCCGUUGUAUGAAGUUGUACGGUUAUGACUGGAUCAGUCUCCCCCUCGUCUACACUCAGGUGGUGACUGUGGCCGUCUAUAGUUUCUUUUUGGCUUGUCUGAUUGGCCGUCAGUUCCUGGACCCAAGUCAAGGUUACCCUGGUCAUGACCUGGACUUCUAUUUCCCUAUAUUCACCCUCCUGCAGUUCUUCUUCUAUGUUGGCUGGCUUAAGGUGGCGGAACAACUUAUAAAUCCAUUUGGCGAAGAUGAUGAUGACUUUGAAACUAACUGGCUAGUUGAUCGCAACUUACAGGUGUCUCUGCUGUCAGUGGAUGAGAUGUAUGACAGCGUCCCCCACAUCGAGAGGGAUAAGUACUGGAACGAGUCCGAGCCCCAGCCGCCUUACACUGCAGCCAGCGCUGAACACCGCAAGCCCUCCUUCAUGGGCUCUGCUCUGGACAUCAGUGUGCCUAAAGAAGAUAUGGAGUUUCAGUCCAACUUAGAGCAAAUCAAGGAACAUGAGGAGGCCAACUACUCCACCCCACUGCUGGGAGGCCUGGGGCGGCUCCUGGGCGUACAGUCCCCAAACUUCCCUCGCGCCUCCACUUCCUCCAGAGUCUCUCUUCUACGUCGCCGCCCUGGAGCCCCAGUUAGCCGUUUCCCCCUUUACCUGCACCAGGAGGUCCCCUCCACCCUCAGCCAGGCCCGCCAGCCCCCGGGCCAGGACAGGGAUCCAGACUAUGCCUUCUCCUCCAUGCCUCUGUAUGAGCGUCCUGGUUUCUACAGCUGCCCACAAACACCCAUACACUGCGUGCCCCCCGCGGUGCCCCGGCCCCGCCCGGCGCGCCGCCCCCAGGGCGACUGGAACCGCAGCUGCAGCUCUCUGGUUCCACCCGCCGCGGGCUCUCAGCUUCUGCCUCCAGACACACCCGGUCACCAUCUCCCACCGUCCUCUGCUUUCCCCUGGCUGAGUGAGGACGGGGAGGUCCCCAGUGUCCCCGCCUUCUCCUUCCCUGACCCUGCUCCGGAGCUCUGCCCCAUCUCAAAACUCCGACCGGCCCAGGGGUUGCUGUCUCGACGACCCUUGCCCCCGUGCCUCAAGCUUGACACUCCACCAUCGACUGAAGGUUCGACAGGGCCCCAAGUAGGGCCCCUCAGUGCACGGGGUGGAGGGGAAAGAGUUUUCUCAUUCACCCCUCCCUCACGCACUCCAGCACCAAAUCCCACCAACAGCAACAACAGCAUCAACACCAUAAACACCAACAGUACUACGGCAAACGUCUGCAAUGGUUUGAACCAAAACUUUUGUAACCCUGCUAAUGUUACCAACAGCACUCGAGCAACUAACAGUGGCACCAAUGGAAGUCUAAGCAAUAAUGCGAAUACUAUCUCUACAUCCGGAUCACCUCAGCAAACAGACCGUCAGCAACAUUUGCCAAAUGAUUCAGGAAUUUCAUUCACUGAGGCAGACAUGCUCAAGGCACUGGUGAAGGAGAGUGGUAAGAACAAGGUUCCCGGGGGCAAGGACCAGGACUGAAUAGUCAAGUAACUCUUCUUGGCAGAUUCAUAUUAGCAAUUCUUGCAUCAUCACUGAUUAGACAGGAACACGUGUCCUGUUAUCACUACA
This is a messenger RNA of Hypomesus transpacificus, 2407 nucleotides long. It is a transcript of the gene best1, whose product is annotated as bestrophin 1. Lineage: Eukaryota; Metazoa; Chordata; Actinopteri; Osmeriformes; Osmeridae. The transcript has 10 exons. The coding region runs from base 146 to 2317 and encodes 723 amino acids. The record is from RefSeq and is a predicted model, not a curated record. Gene Ontology annotation, molecular function: chloride channel activity.